AUGUCCGCCACAACAACCACGGAAAACCCCCGACCGCGGAAAUUCCCACCACCAUGUUGGACCCAGGAAGAAGCUCUAGCCCUAAUCGAAGCCUACAAGGACAGAUGGUACGCCCUCCGUCGUGGCUACCUGCGAACCGCCGACUGGGAGGCGGUGGCCGGUACGGUGGCCCAGCGCUGCCCCGACGCCUCCCCAGCCAAAACCUCCGCCCAGUGCCGCCACAAGAUGGAGAAGCUCCGCCAGCGCUACCGUGCCGAGAAACAGCGCGCUCUCUCCUUCCCUGGUAAAUUCUUCUCCUCCUGGUUCUUCUAUGAUAACAUGGAUUUCAUGGAAAAUCCGAAUGGGUCGUCCCCUACCGUUGGUUCUACGCAAGAAAUUGGUGAUCAAGGCAAUUCUGGUAAUGGGUUCGGAUUCAAAACCCUAAUUGAUCAGAGUUCGAUGAAAUUAGGGUCUAAUUUGAAGAAUAAUAAAAAAAAUGAUGGAGAUUCAAACCCCGGUUUUGGUUUUCGAGUAAAAAGUUGUGGAAGGUUAAAUGGAAAAGCUAGCCCUGAUUUUGGUCCUAGGGCUUUGAAUGGAUAUCCUUCAUACAUGGAUGUUGGAGAUGACAAAGAUCUGGAUGAUGGGAUGGAUUUUGGAACUGGGUUUCCAGUUAAAGGCCCUGUUGAUCCAAAUCUGGUGACUGUAGGUUUCAAAGCGAAGAAAUUUGGUAAGAUGUAUGGGAAUUUGAGAGAUUUUGAUCAUGAUGGUGGUGAAACUGCUGAUGUUGGUCCUGGAUUUCUUGUAGAAAACCCAAUUGAUCAGGAUUCGGUAACUCCAGGGUUCAGGGCAAAAAAGUUUGGUAAGAUUGGUAGGAAGUUGAAAACUGAUUAUGAGUGUGAUGGGGGUGAGCUUAAUGGCGGUGACGAAGAUGGUGGCUUUUGGGUGAAAAUACGAAGUGAUAAGAAUACAGUGCCUGCGGGGUUUAGGGGGAAGUAUAGUGGGAGGUAUGAUGGGAAUUCAAAUCCUAACCUAGAUUCUAACAAUAUAAAUGGGUUUUACUCUUCUUCGAGAGUAGGGUUUGGGGAAACUAGUAGUCGUAAAGGGAAUAAGAGAGGGAGGGAUCCAGUCGAAGAGAUUGUGUCAUCAAUUAAGUUUUUGGGAGAAGGGUUUAUGAAGAUGGAGAAAAUGAAGAUGGAUAUGGCAAGGGAUAUUGAGAAAAUGCGAAUGGAGAUGGAGAUGAAACGUAAUGAGUUGAUUCUUGAGUCUCAGAAACAGAUUGUGGAUGCUUUUGUGAAGGGAUUAUUUGAGAAUAAGAAGAAGGUGACAACGACCGUAGCACCUGAAUCAUAG
This is a messenger RNA of Ilex paraguariensis (yerba mate), 1329 nucleotides long. The record is from the annotation of a GenBank genome assembly. Lineage: Eukaryota; Viridiplantae; Streptophyta; Magnoliopsida; Aquifoliales; Aquifoliaceae.